Messenger RNA from Alosa sapidissima (American shad), 1854 nucleotides. RefSeq names its product solute carrier family 25 member 10a (gene slc25a10a). Gene Ontology annotation, biological process: malate transmembrane transport; succinate transmembrane transport; thiosulfate transport. Gene Ontology annotation, molecular function: thiosulfate transmembrane transporter activity; sulfate transmembrane transporter activity; antiporter activity. Lineage: Eukaryota; Metazoa; Chordata; Actinopteri; Clupeiformes; Clupeidae. The coding region runs from base 219 to 1439 and encodes 406 amino acids. The record is from RefSeq and is a predicted model, not a curated record. The transcript has 13 exons.
GGAUAGAGCCCUCUGACGAGCCGUAGUCAAGCAAACUAACGCAACAGCUGACCAUGAGGCACUCCUUGAGACUCGAGCAUGUGCUCACGCCCAACUGAAGACGUCGUGUUGGAACCAAUAGUUCGACCCAUGUGUGGCAGCGUGGAGCCGAAUUACAUACACGUUUGGAAAGAAGUCGUAUCGAGUGGUCUUUGUCGACUUGAACUCACAGUAUAGUCAUGCAGUCAUUUUCAUUGUCACCGAGGGACACAUUUGACAACAUGCAAGAGCAGCGGAUUUCGCGUUGGUAUUUUGGGGGAAUUGCCUCUUGCGGCGCUGCUUGCUGUACCCACCCACUGGACCUUAUCAAGGUGCUCCUGCAGACCCAGCAGGAGGUGAAGACCAGGAUGGUGGGCAUGGCCGCCCACGUAGUGCGCAGCGAUGGCGUACUGGCCCUCUACAGUGGCCUCAGCGCCUCAGUGUGCCGCCAGCUCACCUACUCCCUGACGCGCUUUGCAAUCUAUGAGACUGUACGUGACAUGAUGGGCAGUGAGACCGGAAGACCCAUGCCCUUCUACCAGAAGGUUCUACUAGCUGCUGUCGGAGGACUGACUGGGGGUUUUGUUGGUACACCUGCAGACAUGGUUAAUGUAAGGAUGCAAAAUGAUGUUAAACUGCCACCAAAGCUCAGGAGAAACUAUGCUCAUGCACUGGAUGGCCUUUUUCGAGUCUGGAGAGAAGAGGGCAUUAAGAAGCUGUUCUCAGGGGCCACCAUGGCCUCCAGUAGAGGCGCUCUCGUCACCGUUGGACAGCUCUCGUGUUAUGACCAGGCCAAACAGCUGGUUUUGGGCUCGGGAAUGAUGAGCGAUAACAUUGUCACACACUUCCUGGCCAGCCUCAUAGCCGGCGGCUGCGCUACUAUUCUCUGCCAGCCUCUGGAUGUGCUGAAGACUAGACUGAUGAACUCAAAAGGGGAAUAUGGAAUUUGGCAGGACACCGCUCUUGGAAGUUGCAUGGCUGGUUUUCUCGGUAGGGACUCGCUACGUCUAUGCUGUAUAGCUGUCCUAGGGGGUGGUCCACUGUCUGCUGGACACUGCGAAACUGGGACCAAGGGCUUUUUACAAGGGUCUUGUUCCGGCUGCAAUCCGACUGAUCCCUCAGACCGUGCUCACUUUCAUCUUCCUGGAGCAGCUGCGUGCGCGUUUUGGGAUCAGGGUCAUCACCUCGACGUGAGCGCUCAUCCUCACCCUUAUCCUCAUCCCUCUUCCUCAGCUCUGUGGACACUUGGGGUCCAGCUGGACCUGCCUUUUCCACGGAAGACAGACUCUGCCCUGUUGGUCCACUUUCUAUUCAUAAACGGACAUAUACUUUGGGGAAACCGCUAUGGAUCUCUGCUUCAUUAUCAUACAUUGUCAAUCUUCACUAUUUGGGAUGUGAUGCAUAUAGUAAUGUUUAUCUAAUGGUGUCAGUUUUUUAAGAGGCUAUGGUGAGGCAGUUGGAUAAGUUGAACGAUGUUUGUGCAUUUCAUGAAGACCACUGUUGACUGCCUGUUUCGUCCUGUUACAUGCACUGACAUUAAUGAUGUUUCACAAUGAUAUUGGCUGCACUGCUUGGGUAACUCAAUCUUAAGGGAUCAGGGAAAGGAAAUGUGUUUUUUGAAAAAGAUUAUGCUUUUUGAGAUAAUUGACUAUGUUGCUGGAUUAAAUGUGAGACUGGAACUCAUUUAAUUGUCAUUAUUAAAAUAGUCUGUUGAAAAUAGUCUGCCUCACCCAAAGUAUGCUCUUCACAUCCUAAUGUGUUAUUUGGCUUUGCCUAUUAAACUUGUGUGUUGAGUUUAUUUAAUAAUAAAAUAACUAUUGUGUUUUGCACCUUAAA